ACUGUUAUAAUGGAUACUUCCAUUAUUGUUAGAGGUUUAUGAUUCACCAUUCAAAUCUCCAUUAAUAAUUAUUUGACUGUUAUAAGUAAAUCACAAUCUAUCAUCUGAAUCUCUGCGGUGCUUAGCUUUCUUCUUUGAAAAAUCUGUGGUCUUAAUUACACUUCUACUUUCUAGUUUCUACAGCGAAACCACAGUCGGAUCGAACAGUCUUCUUAGCAACGCCGAUGACGAUGCCUUUCCAUUCAUCUUCUUCGAGAAAGACCAGCAACAGGUAACGCCGUUAUAUUCAUCUUCUUCGAGCAGUGAUUUCGAACAACCAGAUUCAUGCAUAUAUAACGCUUGAUUCUUGCUGGCAUCACUGGCUUUGAUGCCCUAAACAAUGACCGGCCGCGAAAUUUCGACGGCGAUAUUAUAAAUUCCGGCUCGGGCUAUGUCCUCGAACGAUCCGGUAACAUCGGCGGGUUGCGAAAUUUGACCAGAUGGACUUCAGUCAAACCAGAUUGGGCCUAAAAUGCGAUUGUGUUUAAAUAAUCAGGCCGUAGGAGUGUGUGACAUUUUUGGGUUCUAACGUUGGGCCUGAAAUACGUCAGAUAUCGCUGACUUGUCUGGUUUGUGCGAUGACUCAUGUUUUUUCCUCUAUUUCAUUUUCUUUUUCAUGUUAAAAUGUUCAAAUGUUCAUUGUCGAUUCGCCUCAUGUCCGCUCACCAGCAAAAUCUUUGAUCUCUUUCGCUCUUUACUUCUAACUCUACCGCUUACUGAUUCAUUGGUUCAGUAUCUCUCAGCUUUCGGUUUCGGAUGCGUUGCAGAUUGUUUAGAAGGCGCAAAAUUGGUGGAAUUUAUUGAAGCCUACUUCCUGAUCAAGGAGGCUUGGACCUACAUACUGAAUUAGUGGAGAGUGCAUUAAUUUACUAUUUAAUCCCAGUGUGGCAAAGUACAUUUUUAUGCAUAGCUGGGCAAUGCGAUAGAGAAACCAUGGGUGAUGGCAAUAGCAAUAGUAGAGGUAUCACAAACAGUGGGACUGCCUCUGCCAACAAUAGCAAUGAGAAACCGGAGUGGCUUCAACAGUAUAAUCUUAUUGGCAAGAUCGGUGAAGGCACCUACGGUCUUGUGUUCCUGGCAAGAACCAAAUCUCCAACUAAUCGUGGAAGACCCAUUGCCAUUAAGAAGUUUAAGCAAUCAAAGGAUGGUGAUGGUGUUUCCCCCACUGCCAUCCGAGAAAUUAUGUUACUUCGGGAGAUUUCACAUGAAAAUGUUGUGAAGCUUGUGAAUGUGCACAUCAAUCAUGCCGACAUGUCUCUCUAUCUAGCUUUUGAUUAUGCUGAAUAUGAUCUUUACGAGAUUAUUAGGCAUCAUAGAGAUAAAGUUAACCAUUUAAUUAAUCAGUACACUGUUAAAUCAUUGCUCUGGCAGUUGCUUAAUGGACUAAAUUAUCUCCACAGUAAUUGGAUCAUACAUCGAGAUCUAAAGCCAUCUAAUAUCUUGGUUAUGGGCGAAGGGGAUGAACAAGGAAUUGUCAAAAUUGCUGAUUUUGGACUUGCAAGAAUAUAUCAAGCUCCAUUGAAGCCAUUAGCUGAGAACGGAGUUGUGGUAACUAUCUGGUAUCGUGCACCUGAGCUGCUGCUUGGGGCAAAGCAUUAUACUAGUGCUGUUGAUAUGUGGGCUGUGGGAUGCAUUUUUGCUGAACUUUUGACUUUGAAGCCCCUAUUUCAAGGAGCAGAAGCCAAAUCCACACAAAAUCCUUUUCAGCUAGAUCAACUUGAUAAGAUAUUCAAGAUCUUGGGUCAUCCUACAAUAGAGAAGUGGCCAACCCUUGCAAAUCUUCCACAUUGGCAAUCUGACACACAACAUAUCCAAGGGCGCAAGUAUGACAAUGCUGGACUUAAUAGUGUGGUUCCUCUCUCUCCAAAAAGUCCUGCAUAUGACCUUCUAUCAAAGAUGCUGGAAUAUGAUCCACGAAAGCGUAUUACUGCAGCGCAGGCUCUAGAGCAUGAGUACUUUCGUAUUGAGCCUCUUCCAGGGCGCAACGCACUGGUACCCAACCAACCUGGAGAAAAAAUCGUGAAUUAUCCUACUCGUCCU
Molecule: messenger RNA, 2079 nt
Organism: Carica papaya (papaya)
Lineage: Eukaryota; Viridiplantae; Streptophyta; Magnoliopsida; Brassicales; Caricaceae
Gene: CDKE;1
Product: cyclin-dependent kinase E;1
Biological process (GO): protein phosphorylation
Cellular component (GO): mediator complex; nucleus
Molecular function (GO): protein serine/threonine kinase activity; ATP binding
Source: RefSeq, a predicted model, not a curated record